Coprinopsis cinerea okayama7#130 is the source of this 772-nucleotide messenger RNA. RefSeq lists its product as hypothetical. The record is from RefSeq and is a predicted model, not a curated record. The transcript is spliced from 2 exons. Bases 57 to 701 code for a protein of 214 amino acids. NCBI's taxonomy places the organism in Eukaryota, Fungi, Basidiomycota, Agaricomycetes, Agaricales, Psathyrellaceae.
CUUCCACUGAAACACCCUAUCUCUGCGGUUCCGCUAACUCCAGAGAGAUUCACGAAAUGCUUAACCUUCCCGUGGAACUGCCCUCGUCGCUCAAGAACCUGAAUAACACCCGUCGGGAGGAUGCAGAGACAUCAUCUCUCGAUGCGUCGUCUUCCGAAACGGCCCCAUUUCUCCUUCCUCCGUCCGACGUCAAGUCCAAGGAUGGUCCAAUUGCACUUGAAGGCGAAGAUAAACUUGCACCACGAGUGCACCAAACCACCAACCCAAUCGAUCUAAGCCCUCCUGGUUAUUCCCCCAGCGACGCGUCCACAUCCAUCUCCGGUCCCGCAGCCACUGCUCCCCAAUACAGCCGGGACUAUAUCGACGACGAAGCCUUAGCGCUCGAAAACGCAGCUCGAAGUCUCGAAAUCGCUGCUGCCAACAGCGAGGACCCAGCCGUUAGGAGGACGCUCCUCAAGAAGGCUGAACGUCUACGGGAUAAGAAGAACGACGCCAUCUGGUUUGGCCGUAACGAGGGUGGUGUCUUCAGAAAGAUUGGUGGGGGAGUAGUUCUGAUUGUCACCAUUCCGAUUUUCUUGACUGGUGCUGUUUUGGAAGGAACCGGCGCAAUGCUGAAUGCGUCAGGGGUCAUGGUCAGGGAGAUUGGAGUGGGGUUGAAGACAGUACACACUUGGACCGUUGACAAGCUUCGACUGUACUAGCUAGUUAAGCAUUUGUGUAACCUUUGUCGUGCAUCUAUCUCUAUUGAUAGCCAUAUCGGUUUGCUAUAGAA